AUGAUUUGGGGGAAACAGCAAGACAAAGCGCCCGAGGUGGUACAGCAACCCAUCCCGCGCGAAAAGCUGCCGGAUCAGCUUCAGAAGCUUGUUGACCACGACGAUGGCUUCUACGAUGACAUUUAUUCCUCCUACUCUGUUGACUCCACGGAAACUCCCUACCGAUAUGCCGGUUACGCUACUCGUCUUCGCACGAUUCUGCUCUCCGCCCACCGCUAUGUCGCCUACACCUCUGACAUCGGCGAAUCCUUCCGCCCCGUCGCGCACCCGUGGCUCGUGCGCUCCGCCUAUGGUAUUUCAUGGACGUAUUUGAUCGGCGACGUCGCGCACGAAGGAUACAAGGCCUACCUGCGCAACCGCAGCCUGCUCGCCCCGCCAUGUGAGGCCUACAAAGAUGCCAGCGACCUCUCUCCUGAACAAGUCGCCAAAGGCAUGGUGACCGGCAACCUGACCAAGCCUCUCACCUCGACAUCGACCGACACGCUCACUCCCUGGCCCACCACCGAGAUUCCCCUCAUCGAGGACUAUCGCAUGGUGAUGGCCAAGCGCGCCGUGUUCCAAAGUAUAGCCAGUAUGGGUCUGCCGGCCUUUACCAUUCAUUCCGUCGUGAAAUACUCGGGCCGGGUGUUCAAGAAAUCCUCGAACACCUUCCUCCGCACCUGGUCUCCCAUCGGACUCGGUCUGGCCGUCGUUCCCUUCCUCCCGUAUCUCUUCGACGAGCCCGUCGAAGAAGCUGUCGAGUGGGCCUUUAGCCGCGGGCUCUGGCUUUACGGCGGCGACGAAGCCGUCCGCCCCCUCCCUCCGCCAAAGGCCGCCCACGUCUCUCAGGACGAAGCCACCUCCCUCAGCCACUACCUCCGCGUGCAGACGGAAAAGCAUAACAAAGAGUCGCUGGGCUCCGACGCCAGCGUCUCCGACUCGGCCGCCAACCUCUCCUGGGAGGCAUACAAGGAGGAGCGCCAACGAGCGAAGGAGCAGCGCCAGCGGGAGCGCGAGCAGCACGGCCACACGGGUCCGCUCUCUUUCCUGAAGGGAUUCGUCAAGGAAAAGACGGAAUAAAGCUCCCAAUUUGCCACUAUAUCUCUAUAUUGCUUCCUUGAUACCAGAUUUCACUAUGCAUCUCCUGGACCACUUCAGCGUUUGCCUGGCGCUCAGGACAUUUAGUUUCUAUAUGUAUAUAAGUUAGCGGGUCUAUCCUUUUUACUCAUUUUUUUUUAUUGGCAGGAUCGUAUCGGUCCAUUGAUUGUCUGUUUGACCACGUAACUCUAUCCAGGGUGGAUGGCUAUUGGAUAUGAGGUAGAAUAUUUGCCACUACUAUCCACGAACUGAAUCCAUCACCAUUAGAC
Aspergillus brunneoviolaceus CBS 621.78 is the source of this 1346-nucleotide messenger RNA. Its product is annotated as mitochondrial fission process 1 family protein. The transcript is spliced from 3 exons. Bases 1 to 1059 code for a protein of 352 amino acids. Gene Ontology annotation, cellular component: mitochondrion. The record is from RefSeq and is a predicted model, not a curated record. Lineage: Eukaryota; Fungi; Ascomycota; Eurotiomycetes; Eurotiales; Aspergillaceae. Gene Ontology annotation, biological process: mitochondrial fission.